Molecule: messenger RNA, 1920 nt
Organism: Oldenlandia corymbosa var. corymbosa
Lineage: Eukaryota; Viridiplantae; Streptophyta; Magnoliopsida; Gentianales; Rubiaceae
Source: the annotation of a GenBank genome assembly
AUGAUGCCUUAUUACAAAUUUAAUCUUUCCUCAGUGAUAAGCAGAAAACCCUUCUUCGGUGCUCUUCGAAUCCGAAGACUUGCUUUGUCUUCUUUAGCGCCAAAUUGGACGUACCUAACUACUUUAUGCCUCAACGGUCCCCUGAACGAAGCCUUAUUGGAGAUGGCCAAACAAGGCCUAGAGAUGAAGUUCAAAGACUACGACACACUGUUAAACCAAUGCGUGAAACAAAGAGCUUACAGAGAAGGCCAAAGGGUCCAUUCCCACAUGAUUAAAACUCAUUAUGAACCACCUGUGUACCUUAGGACGAGAUUGAUCGUGCUUUAUGUUAAGUGCGACUGUUUGAUGGAUGCAAGGUAUGUGUUUGACGAAAUGCCCGAGAGGAAUGUGGUUUCGUGGACUGCUAUGGUCUCGGGAUACGCUCAAAAUGGUCACUGUUUGAAAGCUCUUGAUCUUUUUGUAGAGAUGCUAAGAGAAGGUGCUGAGCCAAAUGAAUUCACAUUUACAACAAUAUUAAGGUCGUGCAUUGGUAAAUAUGGCUUAUUCCAUGGGAUGCAAAUUCACUCUCUUUUAGUUAAGUACCCCUUUGGAUCCCAUCUAUUUGUUGGAAGCUCUCUUCUUGAUAUGUAUGCGAAAGCCGGCAGAACUCAGGAAGCUCUAAUUAUUUUUGAAGGCCUCCCUGAAAGAGAUGUAGUCUCAUGUACUUCAAUUAUAUCAGGUUUUGCUCAACAAGGGCUUAAUGAAGAGGCAUUAGUGAUUUUCCGCAAAUUGCAGAUUGAAGGGAUGAAUUUUAACUAUGUAACUUAUGUGAGCAUUUUAACUGCAUUAUCUGGCCUUGCUGCAAUUGAACUAGGAAGACAAGUUCAUGGCCAUGUUCUGCGUUUAGAACUUCCCUUCUUUGUAGUGCUUCAGAAUUCUCUGAUUGAUAUGUACUCAAAAUGUGGGCAUCUUGAUUACUCGAGGAGGAUCUUUAAUAGCAUACCUGAGAAAACUAUUGUAUCCUGGAAUGCCAUGCUUGUGGGGUAUAGCAGGCAUGGGAUGGGAAAAGAGGUAGUUGAACUUUAUGAUCUGCUGAAAGAAGUAAGUGGAGUUAGACCGAACAAUGUUACUGUUUUGGCUGUACUGUCAGGCUGCAGCCAUGGAGGAAUGGAGCUUAAAGGAUUGGAAAUUUUUGAUGAAAUAUUUAGUGAAGAUGAUGGAUUUGAGCUCACAAUUGAGCACUAUGCCUGUGUUGUUGAUUUGCUGGGGCGUUCUGGUCAAUUGGAUAGAGCACUGCAGUUUAUCAAGCAGAUGCCCCUUGAACCAAAUGCUGCAAUAUGGGGAUCACUAUUAGGUGCUUGUAGGUUUCAUCAAAAUGCUAGCAUCGGCAAAAUUGCAGGCAAUCGGCUUUUGGGAAUUGAGCCUGAAAAUGCAGGGAAUUAUGUUGUUCUUGCUAAUUUGUAUGCCUCUGCUGGAAGAUGGGAAGAGGUCAGAAGUAUCAGAGAGAUGAUGAAGAGAAAGUCGGUGGUAAAGGUGCCAGGAAAGAGCUGGAUCGAGGUUGAUCAAACCCUUCAUACCUUUCUGGCCAGUGAUCAAGCACAUCCAAGGAAGGAAGAAAUUCUUCAAAAGGUUAGAGAUAUGUCAGUAAGGAUCAAGGGAGUUGGUUAUGUUCCUGCGGUGAGUUGUGUCUUGCAUGAUGUGGAUGACGAGCAGAAAGAGAAAUUACUGCUUGGCCACAGUGAAAAACUAGCUCUGGCCUUUGGUCUGAUUGCUUCUCAAGGCAAGCCCAUUCGUGUUAUCAAAAACUUAAGAAUUUGUGUUGAUUGCCACAAUUUUGCAAAGUUCGUAUCCCAAGUGUAUUCAAGGGAGGUUACGCUUAGGGAUAAUGUUCGAUUCCAUCACAUUGUUGAUGGAGAAUGUUCAUGUGGAGAUUACUGGUGA